GAAAUGUUCUUUUCAAGCUUCUAAGAGCAGUGACAAUGGAGAGAAAAAAUACUAUAAAAAGGUUUGAAAGUAUUCUAGAAGGCCUGUUUGGACCUGGAUUAUUAAAAGAUCUCAGUUUGUUUAAAGACUGUGAGCCUGAAGGUGUUUCUGAUUGGUCUUUUGAUGAAAAUUGUCUUUUCUGCUGCCUGAGAAGAGAAAAAGUGAAGGAACACUUAGUCAGUCUGGAUGAGCCAGCCUCGGAAGCUGGACAAGAAGCUCUGCUUAGACAAGAGCAAGCAAAAAUCAUUCGUUUUGAAAGGCAAGCGGAAGAGUUCCUCAAUGCAGUCUUUUACAGAAAAGACAGUCCUAGGGUCUCUGACCCAAAUAUUCCCCUAGUGGCCCGUGAGAUCAUGCAGCGAAUGAUCCGACAGUUUGCUGCUGAAUAUACCUCAAAAAAUAGCUCUACUCAGGACUCCAGCCAGCCCAAUAGCACAAAGAACCAAAGCCUGCUGAAAGCAUCUCUGGUCGCCUCCUCUCCCACGGCUGCAACUGCUCAGAACCCUGUGCUCAGCAAACUUCUCAUGGCUGACCAAGACUCACCUCUGGACCUUACUGUCAGAAAGUCUCAGUCAGAACCUAGUGAACAAGACGGUGUGCUUGAUUUAUCCACUAAGAAGAGUCCUUGUGCCGGCAGCACCUCUCUGAGUCAUUCUCCAGGAUGCUCCAGUACUCCGGGAAAUGGUGAGGAUGCAGCAGAGACAAUAGCAAUAGACUCUAACAAUCAGCCGAAGUCUCCACUGGAAAAGUUUAUGGUCAGACUGUGUACACAUCACCAGAAGCAAUUCAUUCGUGUGCUAAACGACAUAUACACUGAAGUACAACCAGACUCCGAAGGCCAGCAGUUGUCUGAAUCUGAGAACAUGGAGGCCUCUACUUGUGGCUCUGGUUGUAGCCAGCAAAGCACUGAAAAUCAGGAUAAGGGUGCUACUUGUACUGAAUCAAAGCCCCCUUCUUCCUCGGACCCAGGACAGUUGGGGUCCGAUGGCCCCCUGCAUGUUACGGGACAAGCCUCGAAGCAGCCGAUGGAGCUGAAGUCUCUGGACAGAGCAGAGAGCUCCAAUCCUGCUUUGAGGAGGGACUUCGAGCUCCCCAUCACCAGGCUUCGUUCUGCUAGUCCAAAGGAUAGCUCCACCCAAGGAUACCUCAGCACAUUAAACUCUUCCUCUUUGAAUUUCCAUCAUGCUGCAAAGAGCCUGGAAGGGCAGCAAGCUGCUGGACACGAGCAAGAAGCCAGUGUCAGAAAGUGUGAGGACAGUAAAGAGCAGCUAGCAGGUAAGACUUUUGUGGAAGGUUAUAUCUCGGUCAAAGUAGCAAAUGUGAACGGCAGCGAGGACAGCUUAGAUGGCUGUCUGGGGUCCCAAAAGAGCUCUUUUAGAGCUCUUCCAGAAGAGUCCUGGGAUCCCAGCUUUGCAGUGACCCCUCCUCGCAGAGCUGACAAAGAGAACACUUUGCAAUGCAGCUCAAAAGCAUCUUUGCUCCAGGACUUAGACGCAAAAGAACAAGAUGCAAGACCAAAGCAAGAAAACCACCUGCACGCCAUGGCCAAGGGCAAGGCAGGCUGCCACCUGCAUCCAGCCGACAAGGGCCCACUUGACAAGUCCAAAGAGGGCUGGCUGCCCGCCAGCACUGCGCCAGCUGCCCACCGGACCCCUGGUGGGCACCCUCGCGCCAAGGCAGCCUCCCUCAGAUCCACUCGUAAGAGCAAGAAGACAUCGGGGCUGAGGAUCAAUGACUACGACAACCAGUGCGACGUGGUCUACAUCAGCCAGCCCAUCACUGAGUGCCAUUUUGAGACCCAGCGGUCGGUGUCAUCCCGCAAGACAGCGAGGAAGAGCACGCGGGGGUACUACUUCAACGGGGAGUGCUGCGAGCUCCCGACUGUCCGCACGCUGGUUAAGAGCUCCCGGGCAGAGGAGAGGGGGAGCAGCCCGGCACUGCGAACAGAGACCCUCGUAAGCUCUAAGCCGCCCCUGGUGCUCUCGGUGGGGGGCUCUGCAGGGGCAGGACGGGAAGGCGAGAAGAGGGUUUCCCUGAGGCUUCUGGCUAAAGGGGCACCAACCAACCGAGAAACAAAAGAAAUUGCUGAGCCGGCCCCUGUGCAGCCCUGGGAUACCCGGGCACUGCGGUCGAGGGAAGCCACAAUGGCCGUGCCCUUCUUCUCCCUCUCUGCUCCACCCAGCCCCCAGAAAGAGGACAGCUCAGCUGGCUCACCACCCCCUGGCUCCCCUCCUACAGAAGGAGAGGGGAUGAGAGCAGGAGGCACUGUCCCCUGGGAGGCUGGUAGCAGCCUGGGCUCCUCUGGGGAUGGCAGUGGUGGCGGGCAGGCUGCCGAUUUUGCUGCCCUUCCCAUCUCAGAAGCACCCAGCGGGGAGGAAGGUUGCCCAGGCUCCAAUGUACAAACAGAUCCAGCUCUCCCCACCAGCCCAGAGCCAAAGUCCCCCUUGCAGCCCUCUGCCACUGCGGACACAGUACCCCUGACCCAUGAUGGUGCCAGGGAUCCUGCCCAGCUUCCAAGCGCAGGGGACACAGAGCCCUGCAGGCUGUGUCUGCCAGAGCCCUCCCCAUGCUCUCCAGGCCAGCAGGCUCCCGAUGAGCCCCCUGCCACCAUGGAUGGGGAGAGCCCCCCGGAGCCCACCACCACCUUGCAGUGCAUGGAUGUGAACAAAAGCAUUGAUGCUGAACCAGAAGCCGAAUUAUCAGGUAUGGUGGGUGACAGCUCCGCUGAACAAGAGGAGGUUGUGCUGGCCAGCACAGCCCUCCCCAAAAUCUCUGAAGGGCAGUCAGUGGAGAAUAACAGCCCAGCAGGUGAAAAAGAGCCUGUUGAAGAGGAAAUGCUGCCUGAACCUGAUGGUUCAGACACUGCAGGGAAUGACUCUGUGUCUUCCAAAGACAAUCUAGACAAGAAGCGAAAGAAAGGCAGGAGAGUGCUUGUGGCAUCGGACCGGUGUCUCCGAAGCCAGCAAUCUCAGUCGCCUGCUGAGGACAGUUCUGAGGAUGCUGUUUCUUCCAGCUCUGUGCAGCUUCCUUGCCUUCAGAUCAAACUCUCUAAGAGUCCUGGCGCUAAGCGGUUCAAGAGAGAGGUGCACCUGGAUGGGGCUGCAUCCAUGCACUUCCCAAAUGACUGCUUCCCCAGUGCGCUGCUCAAAACCAGUGAGGGGCCAGGCACUGGCCAGGCUCAAAAGAACAUCACCGAGCAGCAGCCAGCUGAGGAGAAUGGUGUCACUACCAGACAAACCUAUAAAAGCAUCUUAGUGAAAGAGACUUCAGCAGAGGGAGAAAAUUCCUCUAAAGACAACCCCCCUGCUAACAGCAGCCAAAGUCAACCCAGUGAGAUGCUGGAAAUCAUUGUCCAGGCUGAUUCUGAGAAGACAAGCAUUCUCCUCCCUCCAGAGAGCAGUGUACCUGCAAAUGAUGCCGAGCAAGUGGAUGUGAAACCAGAUGAUGCCAGCGUGAAUGAUGAGGAGAGCUCUGACAGUGCCAUAGACACAGGCAAGCUGGAGAACUAUGAGCCAGUGGCCAAUUCACCUCCAUGUCCCAGCAGCAGAGGUGGAAGCAAGCAUCUUCCAGCAAAGGCUGCAAAGCAUAAAAAAGUUGCCCUGCAGUUUUAUAACUUAAGACACGCACACGCACCCAUAGACACUGCAAAAAAGAGCACACAAGGGAAGGAGUCUAUGCAAGCGAUCCCCAAACUGAGGGACGAAAGCAAUUCAGGGAAUGAUGACUCCCCAGCAUUGGAGGACAUAGACAUGGCUGACAGCAAACCAAAGUUCAUGGAGUGGUGUGCUGAAGAGGAGAACCAGGAGCUCAUUGCUGAGUUCAACGCCCAGUACAUGAAAGUUCAGAAAGGCUGGAUUCAGCUGGAAAAGGAGGUGCAGCCAACUCCCAAGGUAAAGAACAAAGCUGACAAACUGAAAGAGAUUUGGAAAAGCAAGAAAAGGACACGGAAAAGUAGAGGCUCUCUGGAAGUGCAGAAGCUUUCACCUGUCCAGAUGCUGUUUAUGAAGGCCUUUAAGCUGUCCGACAUCUGCCAAUGGUUUCUGGAGACAACUGAAACCAGGUCUCUAGUUAUCGUGAAGAAACUGAACACCCGUCUCCCUGGGGAGAUCCCCCCCAUCAAAGUCCCAAUGCAGAAAUAUUCCUCCUCCAGUCUCUACCCCAGCUCACUCCAAGCUGAACGUUUGAAAAAACACCUCAAGAAGUUCGCUGCCACUACCCCAGCUCGGAAUAACCUGAAGAACCAAAAGCUUUGGGCUAAAAUUCGAGAGAACACUGAUAAAGCGGAGGCUGAAGAAGCCACCACUCCCAGCCAGAUGUCUCCCACUAAUGUUGGCACCGAAGACCUGAGUGAAGACAAAACCAUCCAGCCUGCCCACAGCUUGCCCACACAGGCCAGCACUAGGAUCCUGCGCAAGUACUCCAACCUACGGGGCAAGCUGCGAGCCCAGCACCGCAUGGUGAAAGUGGAGAAGAAGGGUGAUGGCCCGGGGGACCACCUGUCUCUGGACAGCAAGCAUAGCCGGAAGAGUGUGUGCAUCAACCCGCUGAUGUCUCCGAAGUUGGCCUUGCAGAUCAAAGCGGAUGCCUUUCCUGCUAAAUCUCCAUCAGUGGAUGGGAUGGGGAAGGGGCGGAAGGGGAAGAGCAGAUCCCAGGAGGAUCCCUUGUCCAAAGCUGACCUCCAGCUCAACAGGAAGAAGAGGAUGCUGAAGGAGAGUGGGAGCACCCAGGAGCGGUCCGGCUCCUCCACCAAGGACAAGCUGCCUGCCAAGAAGGCCAGUAAAAUAAAGCAUUCGGAGGUCAGCGCAAAAACUCCUGCCACCCGAAAGCAGGCUGCCAUGGAGAGGAGCAAUAAGCUGGCUAGAAAAAUGUCAUUGAAAGAGAAGAGAGCCCCGAAAAGGCAGCUGGAGAAGGUGCGGCUCUCCCUGCGGAAGGGCAAGGAGAACACGAGCAGACGGGCUGUGCUGCCCCCCAGCCACGAGGAGCUAGCCAAGUCCCUGAAGCAGAAGCCCCUGGGAGAGUCCUCCACACGGUCACAGAAGAUGGCCAACAAGAAGCCCAGUGGUGGGAAGACCCUGACCAGGUCCAUGAAGAAGAUGCAGGAGAGCAGUGGGUCGCAGGGCAAGAGGAAGCUGAGGGCAAAAGUGGACUGUUCGCACAGCAAACGCUCACGACUGGACCCAAAAUAGCGAAGAACCAGUAGCCAUGUACAAAACUGGUGUACAGUAGUAACCCUUUACCAUGCAUUAACUAAAGCUGCUUUUAUAAGCUGUAGCAAGCCUUUAAAAAUCCGCAGUUAAAAGAUAACGCCUGUGAUUUUAGGCAUCAGCAGAUGUGUUUUGGACAGAGAAGAGGUCGGCUUGUCUGGCUCUGCUGUUCAGAAGGAAGUUUCUGCAGUUUGAACGUUCCUUGGGUUUUUAAACUUGGAACCAGGCAGUUUUAGUUAAAAGUACAGUGCCUUAUUUAUCACUUUAAAAAUAAAAAUAAGAAGCUCGUCUGUGUGAUUUGGAGGCUUGCGUUUUAUACUUGAGGCACAAGCACUUGUACUGUAGCAGAAAGAAAACCACCUUCGUGCACAUGAAGUAGCUUUUGGCAGCCUUCGGGUGCACGCAAACAUUUCCCUUUCCUUCAGAGUCCUCCUUCUGUCUGUCUUCUUAGUGGCAUUUAAAGCAAAACCAAAACCAUUUCCCAUCACUGAGGGAGAGAAAGGCAAAUCUGUCCUUUGUUGGUUCGUUAGUAGCAGCUGCUGGUGUCCCAUACUGUUACCUGCUUAAAAGUAUUAAUUAGCUACUGGUGUGCGUACUGCUGAUGGCUGCCUCGCUCCCCCCUUGCACAGCCCGUGGGGUGGGGAGGUCCUGCUCAGGCGGAGGUGGCAGGGGAGAUGCUGCGGUGGCUCUGGGUACCAGCCUGCCACAUCCACUGCUGCUGGGCAGGCACGCUGGGCUGUAUCCGUCUUUAUUUCUUGCUGGCUUCAGGGAUGAAUGGGUCCUGCCGUGCCCUGCUUUUGGACAGACCUCCUUCUCCUAUUUUGCUGCCCCUGUGGUGAUUUCUGUGGUCUCUGACAGCAAAGCAGUUUGUGCAGUGCUUCGCUGAAGGUUGACUCUCUCCCUUUUCACAGGCUUGAGCUCCUGAUGUUGGUGUUCCGCAGAAGGGGAGCCCUGGCCCUUGCCCUGUGCUCUUGUGUGCGUCUUGCCUAGCAUCCUCCUAAGCCAGGAUUUUUGAUUGGAAUAGGGUUGAGAGAAGGGACUGACUUAAGUUUAUUUUUUACCGUAAUUUGCAUUUCAUCCUUUUACUAGCAAGUUGCGGUUGCUUUGUUCUUGCUUGCGUCUGGUGCUGUGGAGUCUGAAAGUGGCCGAGCCUCUACCCUGUCCUACAUGACACCUUUGCAGGGUGCCUCUGCAAGCCUCUGCAGCAUGUUUAAAAGCCAGCUGGGGGUCUGCAGUGGCAGAACAGGGUCAUGGUGCCUAGCAGCUCUGCGGAAAACCUGUUAGAAGCACACAGAGCACAUGGCUGUGCUGGCUCUGCCAGGCGGGGAUGCUCAGUGGCUGAGAAGGGUCUGUUGCAGUCUGCACUCGGGGAGAGGACCCUGCUCAGCCCUUGCAUCCCCAUGGCUCCACUUUAACAUGGCUGCGCAAAGUCCCUUUGCAUGAAUCCCAAUGCAAGCUUCCUCCUGUGCAGAAAGUGGCAAUGCCUGGGAAGUCACUGUGCGGGCUCUGGGGUUGCCCCACCUUUAACAGCCACUUGCUGAUCCCUGCUCAUCUCCUUGUCCCUGCUCAGAGCAAGGCUCCGGGGCAGGCCACACAUUUGAGAGAUGCCUGCCCUGGGGGCAGAGGCUAGAGAGGGCUCGACUGCAACUGGAAUUCCUUUUCAUGGUUGGCAUUGAACCCCAGAUCCCAAAGCCCGUGGACUGGAGGUGGAAGGCAGAUAAUCAUCUUUAAAUCUUUCAUUGUACCUAUUUAGUAUAGAGGAUGAAACAAGGCAUUUGAGAUUCGCAUGCCCUUCACAGAGCACCACUGGCUCUCUUGCAGGUAUUCCCUUCCCCCAGUGCUGACGCACACGAGGCUGCGGCACAUUUUUCUCUUACUAUGAAAUGGCUGAUUUAAAAAAAAAAUAAUCCGUUACCUUUCCUUUGAAUCAUGCUAGAAUAAGUUAACUCUCUGAACAGCUAGGAAGUGAAUAAAUCUAGCCUGUCAGUCCCUGUACAGAUUAAUAUGAAGUUAUCUAUUACUUUAAUUUUUACUGCAUGCAUUAAAUAUGUCAAACAUUCCAUCAGAAAAGAUUUAAAAGCAUUUCAGGAGAGGUGUGAGGCAGGGGGGCACUGUUGGCAGUUAAAUGACUGAUCUGUACCUUUCUUACAGGUUGUCUUCCCCUCUUCUCCAUCCAUACUUAGAGUCCUCCUCUAGCCUCCGGCUGGGACAGCCUCUCCACAGGCACGCGGGCCCAGGAUUUCCCCUCCUUCCCCUGGGCCGGGCGUGCGUGUGAGCACCCCUCUUACCUAUGCUCCUCAUGCUGCUCCCUGACAGCAGACCUUCUUUUCCCCGUCCUUCACAACCCCUCUUUCUCCAUCCUUCCUCAUUGCUUCUGAAACAUCUGCACUGGGCUGUGCUUGCAGAGCUGUGCAGGGUACCACACACCUGAGCGCUCCUCAGGGCUUUCCCUCUCUCCUCCUCUUUAAUUUUUUAGCCGCUGGUAAAUGCAGGCUGCUCUGCUCUCCAUCUUCCAUGCUUCUGGGAGUGGGAACCUCAUUAGGCUAAAAACCUCGACAAAGCAAGUGGAGAGAGGCUUUCUGGAAGGGGUGCUGCUGCUCCAGCCUCCUGGCUGCCUUCCUGCACCCCAGGGCUCCACCAGCACCCAUUGGCUGAGCAUGGCAAGGGUGGGAGAUGGCAGGCGUCCCAUGGGUGCAGGGGUGGAGCAGUGUCUGGGUGUCUGUCCUGGUUUGGUGUGCAGUGCUUGGCUUGGGCGGUGGUGGGAUCAGCACACUGAGGUUCCGGCAGUGUCCCAGCCAGGCGUCAGUUCCAGAGAGGAAUGGCCAGGACCCGUCACGGGGAGAAGUCAGAGAUACUAAAAGGAUAAACAUAUUUCUCCCACCCCUUUGGAUUUCCAGUCUCGGGCUGUGGUUUUCUGUCAUACUGCUGUGUUUCGGCUUAGUUGGAUGGAGAUUUCCUGUGCUGAAGGCAGGUCUCCAUGGGACAAAGCCCUGUCAGCAGACGCUGUAGGAGUCACAGGGCUCCAGGAGGGAGCAAGGUGGCAUUGGCCAUGAUGAGCAGUGUGUGGCCAAUGUGGUCUGAAACUCAAAGCACCUGCAGCUUGUCCCAGGCUCCUAUCACCUUCAACUGGCAGCUCUGUCCCUCCCUAGGGGAUGCCAGAGGUGUUCAGCAAGCCCUGGCUUUCCCACAUUAGAUCUGGCGUGUCCUGUGCAAAGAGUAACACUCAUGAAAUCUGUGCAAAGAUCCUGCUGACUUUUAAUGGGAGCUGAGCUGUGCCUCAUAGGUGUAAAUCUGAAUUUCUUCUCCCUUUAAUGAGGAAAGGUAGAGGGUGUGUUCUGUGUCAAGAUGGGACUGAAAAGAGGGUGCUGGGCUGAACUGGGCUUUGGAUUGUUAUUCUUGUCUUCAGAAAAUUAAUUGAGAGUAAGCAAAUAAUUCUGAGUUUUUUUUCAAAUAAAACCAUUUCUAAAUACAAUUGCCCAGCCUGCAGCCUGGGACUAGCCCAGGCCAGGCAUGUGCUGCAUGUGCCUCGUGGGUGCCUGGCUCAGGUGGGCAGAUGGCAGAGCAGCACCUUGGGCACCUGCAGGGACAGGGAGCAGUGGGUUUGCAGGAGGUGCCAAGCCGGACUGUCCUGUGGGAUGAGAUGAUCUGGGGUCUUGUCAGCAGGGACCCACCGGCUCCCUGCUCCACUGCCCUUGGGGACAGUCCCUGGCGUUGCAGCCUCUACAGGGCUUUCCCUGGCCAGGCACAUAAACCCUGCUCAGAGCUGCUCUGCUCUCUGCCUCCUCCUUUCCUCCCAACAACUCCCCCUUAUUUAAAAAUUACAAUUUUGAGGAAAACUGGAGUGAUUUGUCUCUACAUUGUGCUGUUUGUGAGGAACUGGCAGGAGCAUUUUCUCCUGCAGCUGCUGCACUGGGUGGUGGGUUGAACUCAUGCAGGUAGUUUUUAUGGAGAGCAAGCUUGUUUGCCAAGGGAUGGGCAGGGUGAAGCCAUCACCUAUGGCUGAGUGAUUGCAGCAAGCACUUGGGGCAUGACCUCUCCAGCCCACCUCAAGAUAGGAAUAUAGGUGCUUUAGUACAAAUUCUCUGAAUUACAGAUUUGUGCAAUCCUUUGGGUUACCCCAGAGGAGGAUCCCCAGGGGCAAGGUAGGCCAGGGGUGGCCGUCAUCUCUAGAAGAGCAUUAAGGCUUUCUGCUCUGAGGAGGCCCCCAGCUCCCUUACAGGCUCCUUUCCUUGCUGCCACUGCUCUAGGAGACGCCGUCUUUGGUCCCUCUGCCUCUCCUGUGUGUGUUCUCCACUUGACACCAAUAGUAGCUGCUAGGUCUUGCAGACUACAAGACCUGCUCUUAAUGUGCUUUGCACUUGCUUUUGUGAGUGCUUUAUUUUGGGGCAGGAAGAAGGAAUGCUGUAAUUUGCUAGAAAAUGAAAUUUCCAUUUAGUUUGGUAGCAAAUUGAAGGAUCUGCAUGUGAGGUGACUGCCUGGCAGGGUGGCAUUGCCUGGGCAGCCCUAUUUUCUUUAUCAGUGCUCAGAUAUCUGAAUUUUUUUCUCCUUUUGUUUUUUUCCCAAUCAAUUCUCAUGUUGCAUUACUCUUUCCAAUUUACUUCCCAAUUUAGUGUCUCCACACAGCCAUGUUUCAGCUAGAACAGUGCAAAAGAGACACAAAAAUAAGUAACGUUAAUACCAUAUACAUAACCUGUUGCUCUUUGUAAAUGACUUGGGACGUGCACUACUCAUUUCUGUUUGUUUUGCAGUGAGGCAGAAGUGAGGUGUGCUGCUGUUGCAUGGCCCCUGCUUUAGAGAAGCCCAUUUCCAAUAAAUGCAGCUUCUUCACAAUGCACAGGAUGCACAGGGAGCUGCAGAUGAUCUUAAUGAAUGGAAGGAAAUAAGAAACACAAUUAUUACACUGGCAUCAAGUGCAUUUCCGUUUGCUAUGGUGCAGAGCUGCCCACUGGCACUACCACAGUGCCAUCCUCAGCUCUGCAGCCUCAUUGCGCUCCUCUUCCUCUGGGCCAUGCCGCCGCUCCCUGCUCUGCUUCUUCAGCUCCGGAUUUCAGCACAAGUGCUGUGUCCCACAAAACAGACCUCUCCUCUUUCUGUUACUUUGGCUUUCCUUGCUGGCCACUUUCUCAUCCUAUUCUUGAAACUAGUCUCCAACUCCCAGGUUCGUGUACCAGUAGCAGCAUCUUCUUAGCUCUGCACCUCCACAGAUGUCCUUACUGGCCCUUUGCUGCCAGCCCCCUUCUCUCAUUUGCAUGGUUACCUUUUCCUCUCUCACCUUGUCAUCAGCAGCUCCGGGUCUUCACACUUCAUGUGGUCAGGAACCAUCCAUCUUACCUAACCUCUGGGAGGGGCUGGUUUUGCCGUGCUCAGAGUCAAAAUUUAUCUGUGUGGGAGCUGAGGGCUGCAGCAAGAGCAGUUUGAGCCCAGGGUGGCUCCUUCCAUCUGUAACUGUUAGGUUCUUGUCUAGCAAUGCGAGCCCUGGCAUGGGUUUCUUUGCUGACAGGUUGCGUGCAGUAUAUCCAAGGUGUGCACAUGUUUAUAUUCAUCACUAAUGAGGUCCUUUUUGCUCGUGGUUGCUGUGUGCAGUGGUGUUUCUGUGUUCAACUACCAACACGUCAGUGAGACGCAUUUGCAGCAAACCUCCUCCAAAGAGCUGGCUGGCUGGUGCUGAUGCUUUCAGCAAACUUUCUGCCGUGUUGCUGAUCAUCCUCCACGAGCCAGGAGAGCGAGAUGACCUCGCCCCUGCUGCUCUCUGCGUCCUCGUCCCUCCUGUGCCAGGGGGAGCUGGACUGAGUGGGCUGGCGGGCUGCCCGAGCCACUUUUUGCUGGUGCGUGGAUGAGCAAAGCUGCAGGCCAGCCUGUGUCCCAGCCGCUCACACGGCACCUCUGGAAAUGCCGGUGUUUCUGAGAGCUCUGCCCCCCAUAGCAACCUCCCGGGAAAUAGAAACACAAUCUCAGAAGGACACGGGUGUACCGCUGCCCUGUUUUUAAGACUUGUUGAUGGACAGUUUCUCUCUCCAGGUCCUAUUCUUUCAGCCUGACAACUGCAUUCCCAGUUGAAGGCGACUAGGAAAGCUGCAGUUCCCAGCCUCCUGUGGGCAUGGGCAGUGCCUGGGGCAGCAGGGAGGUGUGGGCUGCCGUCCAGCUCAGGCUCUGGCCUUUCCACCACCAGUGGUUAUGCCAGGGAAAGAAGGCUGAGCCCCAGCCAAGGCGUCCUCGGGUCCGUGUCCUCGGGCUGGAUGCCUGCAUGGCCUGGGGGUGAGACAGGGCUAGGCUUCCCCCAUGCCCAGGAACGUCACUGCAGCUUUUCUUGUAGCAGUAGGUUUUCUGAGCAAACUAUGAGGCUAUGAUGUCCCCGCAUUGCGCGUCCCCCCACCCCCGUGUGUUGUAGCGUCCGUUCAGCCCAUCCUUUAGCUUGGUGGUUGUGAAAUGAAUCCAUCUGUUCUAAGAUGUUCUCAGGAGUUCUUGUUUGUAUUAAGCUCACCCCUAGGCUUAGCAGAAAUCAUGGUCCCCAUCCUUCCUCCUCCCCUCCCCUCAGACAAGCCCUCUCUUUCACGAGCACUUCCACCCUCUCCCCAAAGGGCGGUGGAGGGGGCAGCUGGCGGUUUUGAUUCAGGGCACGUUGGCAGCUUGGGGGCAGCCGGAGGAGCUGGGAUGCAGCCGGCCGGUGUUUGUGGCAUGGGUCCGGAGGCCAAGCAGUCCCUUGGGCUGCAUUGCUAGCCAAUGUUUUCUAAGUCUGUUUGUAAGAGUACCUAAUUUUAAAAUGAAAUGUGAAUAUAUAUUAUGUGUAGGUGCCAUGUAAGAUAGUGUUGUACUAGGCGGCAGGAUGCUAACCUACUUUUUAAGCUUUUUUGGGGCAGGAUAAAGCAUUUUUCUCUCACUUCAUGCUCACAGAUCUAAUAUUGUAAAUAGUUUUUUAAAAAUAUUUAUUUCAUGGGCUUUCCACAGGUUCUUAUUCUGACUGGUGUGCUGGUUGGUGGGGCUGUAUUGCCCAGCGUGCCGCAACCAAAGGGCUGGCUAUUGUGUGGGGGGACGGGAAGGGAUGGGGUGGGGUGGGUGGUGGUGGUGUUUGGUUUGGGGUAUUUUUAUGUCACAUCAAAGUUGAAGCAUUAACUUGUUCUCUUCAUCUCAUUUUGAUGAUGUCAGACCUGGUUGAUGGCCAUGGUCCCCGGGGAGGCAGUGAGCUCCUGUGGCCGGCUGGGAUGGCCGUUCCCCAGGGUGGGGGGCACUGCAAGCAAUAAGAUUUGUAGUAAUAAUGUCUGCUUUGAUGGCAGGAGCUCUCGGGGCUCAGGGCUGGGUGGGAAUAACCCCACUCCUUGUGGGGGCUCGGUCCAGCAUGUCAUUGGG
Molecule: messenger RNA, 12584 nt
Organism: Athene cunicularia (burrowing owl)
Lineage: Eukaryota; Metazoa; Chordata; Aves; Strigiformes; Strigidae
Gene: LCOR
Product: ligand dependent nuclear receptor corepressor
Exons: 7
Coding region: 36-5222 (1728 amino acids)
Molecular function (GO): DNA binding
Source: RefSeq, a predicted model, not a curated record